GACCUCUUAGCAGAGGCUUAUACUGUAUAUGGAAGGUAACUUAACUGUAUCAUCAUGAACUGUAUUGUUUAAUGCUGUCUGUUUCCUUGUACUCUCUCUCUCUCUCUCUCUCCCUCCCCCAGGGGUACCAUGGUUCGAACAUUGAACAAUAUGGCGGAGCUGAGAGGUUCUAGGUUUGGUCGUCCCUGGCCGAGGCACGGACUCAAGCUCCUUUUCUGGUUCGCCAACGAUUACAUUGUCUUCGACGAUGACAACCAGAUGUUUGCAAAUUACGACCCCAACAACGGAGACUUUGGUUUCCAUCACUUCCGGAACAGACUUGAGUGUGAAAACUCCGUCUGCAAGAGGCUGCUUCCUGAUGAGGGCUACCCAUUCUAUGAGGUGGGCAACCUCCACCUUAUAGCAUCUGAUUCCAUGCCUAAUUAUGUCAGGAAGUACAACACUGGUGACAUAGAUACCAGCAACAUGGACCGCCUCAUCAUCAGUAUGCGUCCAGACAGGACAGUGGAUAAGGUCUAUGUGACCCAACACGAGGACCUGAGGAGCUUCGACCCGGUCAACACCUAUCGCAUCAGCAGGGGGUUGCUCAUGAUCAUAUGCGGCCAUCCAUUCGCUGACAUGUCAUUUAGGAACUUCCUGGAACAGGCGGGCUAUUCCACCCACGAGCCAAUGAGAUUUAUCGAUCAGAGUUCUAGUUCCGCCCAAAUCGAAUUCCCAAGCCCCGCCCCCAGGGAGUCUAGGGAUACCAGAAUGAAUAUGGAAGUUGGACCCAGAGCGCCGCCCAGAGCUGCACCAGGCUUCUGGGAAAACUGCUGUACCAUACUGUUUAUUUUAAUUGUUUUUAUUGUUUUAUUUUACCUUUAUUUAAU
This is a messenger RNA of Salvelinus sp. IW2-2015, 869 nucleotides long. NCBI's taxonomy places the organism in Eukaryota, Metazoa, Chordata, Actinopteri, Salmoniformes, Salmonidae. The record is from RefSeq and is a predicted model, not a curated record.